AUGUGGAGGGCAGCCUGCGUAAAACCUGCAGUGGAGGAGCCGCUCGGUACUUCCGCUGCCGUGGCGGACCAGGACCUGGUCGCGCCGGAGGAGCCCGACGGGGCCGUGCCAGAGGACGAGGACCUCGCGUACGACUGGGACUUCGGCAGCCAGGAGGGUGCCGCUCGAGAGGGGCCGGCGGCAGACGAGGCGGGCUUCGAGGAGGUGGACGUCGAGGAGGAGGAGGAUGAGGACCUUGCAGGCGGGGGGGCGGAGGCCGAGCGGUGGGACCCCGAGGAGGGCGAGGAUGCUUUGCCCGGCGGCGACGCCGCCACCGCCGAGGCCGCGUUCGAGGCGAUGAACGCGGAGCAGAGUCAAGAUGGAGAGGCCGAGGAGGCGUUGCUCAGACGGUUGCGAGCUGCAUUGGCCAAGUGGUUCAGCGACUCGGACUUCGAGCUGGAGCCCUUCGGCUCCUUCGUGACGCAGCUGGGCCUUCGGGAAAGCGAAGAGGCUCAGGGCCGCAGCGAUCUCGACGUCGUGUUGCUCUUCCGUGGCAGCGCUGCCGACACGUUUGCGCGCAAGGAGGUGCGCGAUCGGGUCGUGGCCCCGACCAUCAAUGCGCUCGGGAGGUGGCUUCCAUCGCUGCCCGGGGUCGUUGUGAAGAACGUGAUCAGGCACGCUAGGGUGCCCAUCGUCAUGUUCGAGACGCGGGAGCUGUCGGUGGACAUCUCUGUGCAGCAGCCGUGGGGGGUCUUGAACUCCUGGCACCUGCGCGACCUGUGCAACAGCGGCUGGCCCGGCAGGCUGCGGGCGCUGGCACGCAUGGUGAAGCUGUGGGCCAAGUCCAAAAGCAUCCACACCGCCAAGGACGGGUCGCUGAGCUCCUACGGCUACAGCAUGCUGGCCGCCUCCUUCCUGCAGGGCUGCGGCGGCCUGCCGGCCAUACUGCCCCGCGCCGCGCGCGCGGACGGCAACCCGUACAUGGACGCAGACGAGGCCUUGGAGCACGUGCUCGGCGCCAGCGGCGGAGGCCGCCGGGGCCGACCCGCGGAGCUGUGGGCGCCGCCGGAGAGGUUCGAGCCCGACGAGCUCUCGGACGUGCAGGGCACCGCCCUGCCGGAGGAGCUGCGCGCGGACGUGACCUGGUCGCCAAAGCUCAACGAGCACUGGGAGCCUGGCAGGCAGGAGGUCUUCAUGCUCAUCGAGGAGCCCCUGAACGGUGAGAACGUGGCGAGGUGCGUCCGCGCCGAGGGCUUCUGGGCGAUCUUGGCGGAGGUGGACCGCGCCAGAAACUACCUCGCGACCGCGCGGGGUUGCCGAGACGGUGGCCUGGCGGCCUUCCAGGCCCUGCUGGGGCUGCCGUCCCUGAGCCACGCGAGGAGGCAGCUCCCCAACGGCGUGGGCCUGCCGGGCCGAUGGCAGGCCCCGCCGGCGGAGCGCGCGAAGCGCCCCCGCGCGGAGGCGGCCGGCGAGGCGCCGCCGCACAAGCGGGCCCGAGGACCCGCAGGCGCCCCUGCGCCCCCGCCGCUGCGCGCUGGCGCGAAGGGUGCCGGCGCGAAGGGCGCCGGCCGACUGCCGGCGAGGCCGCCGGCCGCGCUGGCGCCGCUGCCGCGGGGGCCGCGGCCGCCCGCCGCGCCGCCGUCGCAGGCGCUGCUGGCGCGCGCGGCGGGCAGCGGCAAGGGCGCGCCCCAGCAGCGGCUGUCGCACCCCGCGGCUGGGCCGCCCAGGCCCACGCCCGCCUCCAGCCGCGGCGCCGCCGCCGCGGGGCCCGCGGCCGCCCGCCGCACCGCCUCCCGGGCCGGCGUACAGUUGGGGCUCCGCCUCGCCCGUAAUUACCCGCCCGCAGCUUCUGGCCCCGUACUCGUGCCGCGGGGCCUCCACGAGCUGGGCCCGUGA
Prorocentrum cordatum is the source of this 1875-nucleotide messenger RNA. The record is from the annotation of a GenBank genome assembly. NCBI's taxonomy places the organism in Eukaryota, Dinophyceae, Prorocentrales, Prorocentraceae.